Messenger RNA from Stegastes partitus (bicolor damselfish), 1472 nucleotides. RefSeq names its product RNA binding motif protein X-linked 2 (gene rbmx2). The coding region runs from base 59 to 901 and encodes 280 amino acids. Gene Ontology annotation, biological process: mRNA splicing, via spliceosome. Gene Ontology annotation, cellular component: U2 snRNP; precatalytic spliceosome; catalytic step 2 spliceosome. The transcript is spliced from 6 exons. NCBI's taxonomy places the organism in Eukaryota, Metazoa, Chordata, Actinopteri, Pomacentridae. The record is from RefSeq and is a predicted model, not a curated record. Gene Ontology annotation, molecular function: RNA binding.
UCAACCGGAAGUUAGCGACACUUCGCACCAGAGCAUCGGCUUCCUCCUCUGGUUCAUCAUGAAUCCGCUGACGAAGGUGAAGCUGAUCAACGAGCUGAAUGAACGUGAGGCUGACCUCGGGGUCAAAGAGUCCGUCUCCUGGCACAGCGAGUACAAAGACAGCGCCUGGAUCUUCGUCGGAGGGUUUCCCUACGAGCUGACCGAAGGCGACCUGAUCUGCGUCUUCUCUCAGUACGGAGAAAUCGUCAACAUCAACCUGGUGCGCGACAAGAAGACGGGGAAGUCCAAAGGGUUCUGCUUCGUGUGCUACGAGGACCAGCGCAGCACCAUCCUGGCCGUGGACAACUUCAACGGCAUCAAGAUCAAAGGCCGGACGAUCCGAGUGGACCACGUUAAGGACUACCGUCCCCCCAAAGACUCCGAGGACAUCGACGACAUCACCAAGCGCCUCAGGGAGGACGGCUGCGCUCCCAAAGCUCCAGAACCGUCUUCAUCCUCAGAGGAAGACGAGCUGUACGACGUUCCUGUGAAGAAGCCAAAGAAAGACAAGAAAGAGAAGAAGAAGAAGAAGAAAGAGAAGAAGGAGAAGAAGAAGGCCGAGAAGGAGAAGAGGAGCAGAGCAGCAUCUUCAUCACCUCCUUCUGCCGCCGUCAGAGUCAAACAGGAGAAAGAAGACGCCGCCUACGACAAGUACAACCAGAGGGGGGCGCCACCGCCGGGAGGACAGCAGAACGGACAGAGAGCCAGAGAAGAAGAAGAGCGCCGGAGGAACAGAGACAGAGAAGAAGAACGGAGACGAGAUGACAGAAGAGACGACAGGAGACGAGAGACGGACAGAGAAAGAGACGAUAGAAGAAGAACGUCGGACAGAGACGAGGACAGAAGACGAGAUAGAAGAUAGAAAACCAGAGAAGAGACUCUAAACUCUGGAACAGUUCAUUAUCUGUAAACUCCAUCAGGACUGAAGGACACAAAACGACAACAUGCUGUGACCUGUGGGCACCAAGACGCUGCUUCACAACACUUGUUUUUACACAUUUGAUCAAGAAUCGGAUCAUAUUUCACUGUCGGCUCUAAAUCCUGAACCACACGUCAUCCCUGCCUGGUUUGUGUUUUCGUUGGAUAAACACGUUCGUUUGUCACUAAAUUCACUCUGAGUUAUGGAAACGUCCUUCAGGAGGAACAAUAAUGAUGGUGUUCAACAUAAAUACAUGUUCAUGAAUCAUCCGAGGAGCUAAUCAGUAAAUAAGAGCUGAAACCAACACACGUUAUUCUGCUUUUUAUUUGAAUUUCAGCUUUUAUUCAAUGAUUAGUUUCUUGAUGAGGAUUUUGUUCAGGAUCUUUACAGGAUUUAUUUUUUCUUGAUGUGUAUUUUGCUGAAUUUAGCAUCAGAAUAUGUGUGAUGGAGGAUUUAAAGUUUGUACUGUUUAAAUGACUUUUCUAAUAAAACGUCUUCUGGCGUAUUAGACGUA